Molecule: messenger RNA, 1215 nt
Organism: Venustampulla echinocandica
Lineage: Eukaryota; Fungi; Ascomycota; Leotiomycetes; Helotiales; Pleuroascaceae
Product: DNA repair protein
Exons: 2
Coding region: 1-1215 (404 amino acids)
Biological process (GO): nucleotide-excision repair involved in interstrand cross-link repair; UV-damage excision repair; base-excision repair
Cellular component (GO): nucleotide-excision repair factor 1 complex
Molecular function (GO): damaged DNA binding
Source: RefSeq, a predicted model, not a curated record
AUGGAAAGACCUGCUACUCCUCCUCUAAAUCACAGAUCACGGUCUGGCCCUGCUGCGGCCUCUCCACUAACCCCGGAAGUAACUCGAAGAAUAGAAGAAAACAGACUGAAGGCCAAGGCCUUGCGUGAACGUUCCCUCGCCGCCGAAGCAGCAUCAUCGUUAUCCCUCAAUAGUACCAGACGUACACGGUCCGGGGCUGUACCCGUCGCGACAGAAGCCGCCUCUCGGUCAGGCAGCAAGCGUGCCUAUGCAGCCAUCUCCACAUCCAACAUCCCUUCUACGAGUCGCGAUGCGCGGGACACCGAUGCCGUCGGUAUCCAGCCGGCGAGGAACUUCAAGAAAUAUGUCGAUCAUGAUUUUAGCAAGAUGACAGAUACGAAGGGCGGGUUCUUGACGGCGGAGGAUGAUCCGUGGAAUAAGGCUCUACAUGCGCCGAAGGACGGGGACGUAGACAAUCAGAAACCGGCACAUAUGACACUAAAAGAGUGGGAAAGACAUCAAUUACUUAAGGGGCUGAGGAAUAGGAAGGAGGGUCCUUUCGAGCCAGGCUUGAGUGUACUAGGCAAGGAGGGGUCGAAGUGUAGAGAGUGUGGGACUGUGGAGAUUGAUUGGCAGUGGCAGGAUGUGUUUAAGUGUGCGGUGUGCCAUAGGUGCAAGGAGAAGUUUCCAGAGAAGUAUAGCCUUUUGACAAAGACGGAGGCGAAGGAUGAUUAUCUUUUGACUAAUCGUAGGUUCUCCUUCUCUUCACUUCCUAGUCCUGUUACUUGCGCGAGAGCCGGUGCUGAAUUACUUUCCUGUGAAACAGCGGAGCUUAAAGAUGAUGAAUUAUUGCCGCAUUUGAAUAAACCCAAUCCGCAUAAGUCUCACUGGCAUGAUAUGAUGUUAUUCUUGCGGUAUCAAGUUGAGGAAUACGCGUUCACCACAAAAUGGGGUUCGGCGGAGGCGCUGGAUGCGGAGUUUGAGAAGAGAGAGGCAGAUAAGAAGAAGAGAAAGGAAGCCAAGUUUAAGAGCAAGCUGCAGGAGUUGAAGAAGAAGACUAGGACGGAUGCUUAUAGAAGGAAUUUGAAAGGUGGCGGGAAGCCGGGGAAUUUUGGAGACGCGAUUGGAAGUGGGAAACAUGAGCACGAUUGGGGUCAGACGGUGGAGAAUGCUGAUGGCAUUACGGUGAAGACGUGUAUAGAGUGUGGGAUGGAGGUUGAAGAGUUGGAGUUUUGA